AUGGUGUUAUUAACUGGAUUUUACUUAUUUACUGACAACAAGAGAAUUCUACUAUCGUCACUUCUAAUUAUUUCAUCGAACGACGAGAAUCCUUUGAGAGAUCUUAAGCAUCCUUUGUUCAUCUACAUCGCAUUUAUCUUGACCAUUUUUGGAAUGAUUAUUGUUUCAACAUCAUUUUUAGGAUAUUGGACAUCCAUGAUAAAUAAUUAUUGUCUUCUUUCGAUUUACUUCAUUUUGAUAUUAGCUUUAUUAAUAUUAAAGUUCAGUGUAUGUGUUGUGAUAACGAUAUGGCCACAAUGCUUAGGUUUGAAGUUGAACACAACGGAAAUGGUAAAACUUUUACAGAAAACAUAUGGAGUUCCCGGUUACGAGCAGGUUACUGUAUCAUGGGAUUAUGCACAAACAAAUUUUGACUGUUGUGGAGUUAAUGACAGUUUGAAUUACGAUUUUUCCUUAUGGCGACUUCAAAAAUUUGGGAAAAAGGAAUUGACAGUUCCAAUGACUUGCUGCAAAUUAAUAAAUAAAUUCGAAAAACUUUCCUAUCUUGAUCCAAUGCCAAUAAAUCAAACAUCAUGUCAAUCAUUAGAACCGCAAGAGUUUACUAAAACUCGUCAUCUCAAGGGAUGUUUGGAUGAAAUUGAAUAUUGGUACCGUGAACAUUACAUAAUUCUUCUUUUUGCUGGGCUUAUUCUUGCCCUUGUAGAAUUUUUCGUUCUUUUAUUUGUCGUAUUAACAUGCACACAGAUGAAGCAAAAACAAAUAACCAAACACAUUUCUCCUAUUAAUCAAUUUAAUGAUGAACAUUUAAGUACCAGAUCAGAUUCAUUUUUAAGAAACCCUGUGAGUGAAAAUAUUUAUCACGCUGAUCUCAUAUCACCAUCUCCCGAAAUAAGUGGAUUCUUUCGCCCAGGAUAUCGCGCGUUUUCGGUAUCAUCAAGAUUAUGUCAAGAAAGCCGUGAGCCUUGGUUUGGCUUAUCUGAUGAACAGCGUGAAAUGCAAUCAGUUGCGAGAAAAUUCGCAAGGGAGGAAAUUGCACCAGUAGCUGCAAAGCAUGAUAAAACCGGAGAAUAUCCAUGGGAUUUAGUCAAGAAAGCGUGGGAAUUGGGAUUAAUUAAUAAUCAUAUACCAGCUGAUGUUGGUGGCAUGGAUAUGUCCGUCUUAACAAGUUGCAUAAUAGCAGAAGAAAUGGCGUGGGGGUGUACUGGCAUCCAGACAGCGCUUGAAGCUACAGGACUUGGUCAAACACCUGUCAUUAUUAGUGGAAACGCAGAACAGAAGAAGAAAUAUUUAGGACGACUCUUGGAAGAACCUCUCGUUGCAGCUUAUUGCGUAACUGAACCACAGGCUGGGUCUGAUGUAAAUGGCGUCAAAACUCGAGCAGUCAAAAAAGGAGACGAAUACAUUUUGAAUGGACAAAAAAUGUGGAUCACUAAUGGUGGUGUUGCAAACUGGUACUUUGUUCUUGCAAGAACAUCCGAAGAUCCAAAAGCUCCAGCAUCAAAGGCGUUUACUGGUUUCAUUGUUGAAAAAGAUUGGCCUGGUGUAACACCCGGAAGAAAGGAACAGAACAUGGGACAGAGAGCAAGUGACACAAGAGGAAUUACAUUUGAGGAUGUGAGAAUUCCAAAAGAAAAUGUGCUUGUUGCUGAAGGCCAAGGUUUUAAAAUUGCUAUGGGAACAUUUGACAAGACACGUCCACCUGUUGCAGCGGGAGCAACAGGAUUAGCACAAAGAUGCUUAGACGAAGCUCUCAAGUAUUCACUUGAAAGGAAGACUUUUGGUGUUCCAAUUGCAUACCAUCAAGCCAUCCAAUUCAUGCUUGCAGAUAUGGCUAUAGGAGUUGAAACUGCACGUUUAAGUUAUUGGCGCUCCGCUUGGGAAGUAGAUCAAGGUCGUCGUAAUUCUUACGAAGCUUCCAUAAGCAAAUGUUAUGCUUCCGAUAUUGCAAAUAAAAUUGCUUCUGAUGCAGUUCAAAUUUUCGGUGGCAAUGGAUUCAAUUCCGAAUAUCCAGUAGAAAAGCUUAUGAGAGAUGCGAAAAUUUAUCAAAUUUAUGAAGGAACCAGUCAAAUUCAACGCCUCAUCAUCUCAAGAAAUAUGUUUGAAAGAGCUAAGGAAAUGAAUUAAAUAAUUAUUUUGAAAUUCUUAAAUUCUUGGUUGAGGGCUUGAGUAAAAUUAAUUAAAGAAAAAGAAGCGAAAUGUACCUAUAAAAGAAAAGUUGAAUAAAUCUUUUUUAAUGAUCUUUUAAACUAA
Molecule: messenger RNA, 2250 nt
Organism: Clunio marinus
Lineage: Eukaryota; Metazoa; Arthropoda; Insecta; Diptera; Chironomidae
Source: the annotation of a GenBank genome assembly